Molecule: messenger RNA, 851 nt
Organism: Labrus bergylta (ballan wrasse)
Lineage: Eukaryota; Metazoa; Chordata; Actinopteri; Labriformes; Labridae
Source: RefSeq, a predicted model, not a curated record
AUGGCCGACCCUGCACAUAAACCCGAAGGAACACCUGAGAGGAUCAGUGACGAGCAUCCUGACAGUAAACCGGAGGAUACCGAGAGUGCAUCUACCACAGCAAAAUCUACACGAAACAAAGAGUCAUCCUCUCAGGAUCAGCCCACACAGGAGCUGAAGACUGAAAUGGCAGCUGGGGAAGACGAGGACGAAGGAACCUCUGGUCAGCCUUCUUCCAAAAGAUUAAAGGUGGAACCAGAGAAGAAAAAGGAGAAGCGCCACAAGGUUGAUGAGGAUGAAAUACAAAAGAUGCAAGUUUUGGUGUCGUCCUUUUCUGAAGAGCAACUGAAUCGCUACGAGAUGUACAGACGUUCGGCCUUCCCUAAGGCUGCUAUUAAGAGACUGAUCCAGUCCAUUACAGGGUCGUCAGUGUCCCAGAAUGUGGUGAUUGCCAUGUCUGGUAUUUCCAAGGUUUUUGCCGGUGAAAUUGUUGAGGAGGCCUUGGAUGUUUGUGAGAAGUGGGGAGACACCCCACCACUUCAGCCCAAACACAUGAGGGAAGCAGUGAGGAGGCUGAAGAGCCGAGAUCAGAUCCCCAACUCCAAGUACAAGAACAUUCUUUUCCACUGAGGAACCUGUAAUCAAAAGAUUGUAUGGGGGGGGGGUACCCGCUGUAAAAUGUGGUGCCAUGGUUUGGCAUGAAGCCUCCGUGGCCGGUCAAUAUUAGUCAAGAUUAGUAACUGUACUGAAAAACAGAUGAUACAGUUCAAUACUCACCUGUCAUUUACCUUGACUGGUGAAGGAAUACAGUCAUAUGGUGUGAAGUUCUAUUGAUGUAUUAUGCUUGUAAAUAAAGUAAGUUUUAUAAUUGG